This is a messenger RNA of Exophiala mesophila, 807 nucleotides long. RefSeq lists its product as uncharacterized. The transcript is spliced from 4 exons. Lineage: Eukaryota; Fungi; Ascomycota; Eurotiomycetes; Chaetothyriales; Herpotrichiellaceae. Gene Ontology annotation, cellular component: peroxisome. Gene Ontology annotation, biological process: fatty acid beta-oxidation. Bases 1 to 807 code for a protein of 268 amino acids. Gene Ontology annotation, molecular function: delta(3)-delta(2)-enoyl-CoA isomerase activity; enoyl-CoA hydratase activity. The record is from RefSeq and is a predicted model, not a curated record.
AUGAUACUCGCCGUGCUCGCCGCAGCCUUUAGUCUACCACCCAUCAUAAGAACGGCCCCUCCAAACACACCAACAUCUACCAUGAAAUCGUUUCAAUGCCUCACAAUUGACCGGCAAGGAUGUGUCUUCAUCAUCACACUCAACAUCCCACCUGAAAAUCGACUGAAUCUAGCCGCCUGUCGAGAGGUCACAGAAGCUUUUCACGAAAUCCAGCGCGAACUCGGUCCUAGCACUGAGGGAGCCGUCAUCACUCGAGGCAGCGAUACUAAAUAUUGGUGCACGGGUCUUGAUCUAUAUGAAGCAGACGAAAAUCCAUAUGCCAAUAGUGAUGGAUUCUUCCCUAUGCUCGCAACGAUUCUCGACUUCCCAUACCCAACCGUCGCGCUGAUCACAGGCCAUACAAUUGGCGGUGCAUGUCUAUUUGCGCUAGCCCAUGACUACCGCGUCAUGAACUCGCAACGCGGAUACUUCUACAUGCCCCCCCUCAUACUUGGUCUUCAUUUCCAGGGCAUCGGCGCUCUCCCACGACUCAAGCUUGCUCCCCAUGUCGCUCGCAAACUGCUCAUGCAGGCACAUAAGUUCACUGCCACCCAGGCUCAACACGACGGUAUAGUCGAUGAGGCUGUUGGCCCCGAUCAAAUGUUGGAUGCGGCUCUAGCUAUCGCUCGCAAAUGGGCACAUACGGCUAAACAGAAUGUCUAUACUUUGAUCCGCGAGGAACUCUACGGUGAUGCAGUCUCCAAGUUUAAACUUAUCAGUCAUGUCCAUGGGAGAAUGACUUCGCGGCCGGCUGGUAUCAAACUUUAG